AUGGAAGGCAAGUUUGUCACAACGACCACGGACAACAUUCACGAGAUCACAAGCGUAGUAGGUAUUGACGACGACUAUUUGCCCCAGACCUUCCUUGACGCCGUAGUGAUCACAAGGAAAUUGAAAGUGGAGUACCUGUGGAUAGACUCUCUUUGCAUCCUUCAGGACAACAUGAACCAUACCAACAUGGACUCGAAAGAUGACUGGGAAAAAGAGUCAAAACUUAUGGAAGAGGUGUUUGGUUCUGCCUACAUAACCAUUGCCGCCAGCUGUGCGGAAAACAGAUUCCAGGGGUUCCUCAAUCCGCGAAUGCCGCGACGAUUUAGGGGCUGGGUUCUUCAGGAGCGUGCCCUUUCACAAAGAACAUUGCAUUUCACGAGUAAUCAGACAUACUGGGAGUGCGGAGAAGGCAUACGGUGUGAGACAUUUACGAAGACGACGAAUCGAAAAGCAGCGUUCCUUGGAGACUCAAAUUUCCCUCAUUCUGUUGAGUCCUUCAAACAAGGCAGGCAGCUGCAGCACUACCACGACCUCUACGAACGUUAUUCCUCUCUGAGUCUGACAUAUUCUACGGACAAACCAAGAGCCAUUGCGGGCCUCGAAAAGAGAUUGAUGACGGCACUGAAGUCGACCGGUGGCUAUGGUAUCUUCCAAUCAAACCUACACAGAGAUCUUUUGUGGCAGCGCCGCAACACUGGGACCUCGCUGCGACGCAUCAUAUUUCAACCCGGAGAACGAGUCCCUUCCUGGUCAUGGAUGGCUUUUGAGGGAGAAAUAAGCUAUAUGAAUGUUCCGUUUGGCGACAUCUCGAGAGCUACAGACAUUUCGUCACCGUUCGGAAGUCGGACGAAUAGGGACUCGGAAGAAGCAGGAGUUCUUUCAAAGAGGACAUAUUUUCAGGCCCCAGUUCACACGUUGAUUGGCGACAACCUAGCGCGGCUGAUACUUGAUGACCCGGAGAGAAUUCUGCCCCGGCCGCUGAUGUGUGUCAUCAUUGGUACGAGCAGGCAGAACAUUAGCAAUCCACCAAGAUACUUUGCUCUUAUGGUAUCUCCCGUCAAGGCCUCGGAGGCAGAGAAACGCUAUGAGAGAGUGGGUGUGGCCUAUUUACUGGAAGGAGAAGUCUUGAUUGGAGAGAAGGCAGAGGUCGUGAGAGUUCAGUAG
Molecule: messenger RNA, 1164 nt
Organism: Colletotrichum godetiae
Lineage: Eukaryota; Fungi; Ascomycota; Sordariomycetes; Glomerellales; Glomerellaceae
Exons: 3
Coding region: 1-1164 (387 amino acids)
Source: RefSeq, a predicted model, not a curated record